AAUAGACUAAACACCUUAUCAAUUCAAAGGGAAAGACAUAUGAAAGUGGCAAUGGAUUCCUUGCUGCCUGGAGUUGAAGAGGACUCCAGUCUGAUAAUCAGGGGAGGAAACAAUGAGGAAGAACUGAAUAUGGAGAGAAAGGAGGGAGCAUAACCGGUGACUUGACGAUCCGGUUUAUUACUAUUAUUUUUUAAUCUUUAUAUCAAUGUCCAAGAUUUGCCAGAAACGCAUGAUGCUUGUCUACAGCACCAGAAGAUCCCACCUUUUAAGUCCAUAGAAGCUCAAAGCUCCACCGUUGCGCAGCAAAAUAGGAAACUUGAGUCCAUGUCAGACAGCUGCAAUUCUCGCCACUUCUCGUGGCUAAUGAAAUCUUGCUUCCCCAACCCACAAGACACCAACAAAUCUCUCUCUCCAAAUCCCAUUCAAUCCAUCACUAUCUCCCCUUCCUCCUCCACCACCCUCUGUUCUCUCCCUGAUGACCUUCUCUUAGAAUGCCUCUCCAGGGUCCCCUCUGCCUCCCUUCCUUCUCUCUCCCUUGUCUGCCGCCGGUGGUCCUACCUCCUUCGUUCCCCAUCUUUCCUAUCCCUUCGCCGCCUUCAUAACCUCCUCCACCCUACUGUCUUCGCCUUCUCUGCGUCCGAUUCUGGCGUCUUUGCUGCCUCUCUUCGCUUCCAAGAUGAUCAAAUCAACAUCCAUGGACUGGGGAAGGUUGCUUCGUGUCUUCCAUUUCAAAUUGCUUCACUGGAUAAUAUUUCUCAUUCCCGAUUGUCUGCAAUUGGACCCAGAAUCUACAUUAUUGGGCGGAAUGGAUUGCUUUGUUAUGAUACUUGGAGCGGCACUGUUUCUCUCAGGUCUCCUAUGAUUUUUUCCAGGAAGAAAUUCGCCAGCGCCGUAGUCUCUGGCAAAAUCUACGUAGCCGGAGGUGGAUCACGGGUGGCAACGGCGGUUGAGGAGUAUGACCCAGAAAGCGAUACAUGGACAGUGGUGGCACACGCUCCCAGGAGAAGAUUUGGAUGCAUUGGGGCAGCCGUUGAUGGUGUCUUCUAUGUAAUUGGAGGAUUGAAAAUUGGUGGAGUGACCGGAAAUGAAUUCUCACGCUUGGCCACGGCGGGGGCAGAAGCUCAUGUGUAUGCCAGCACAAUGGACUUGUACGAUGUGGAGGCAGGUGUGUGGCUUAGGAGCCGAGCGGUUCCCGGUGGCGGGUGUGUGGUGGCAGCAUGUGCAGCAGCAGGGCAUGUUUACAUUUUAGCUAGCCACGCAGUGGAGCUAUCAUUUUGGCGAUUUGACGCUCGUAGACAAACCACCGGCGGCGGUGGAUUCGGGGAGUGGUGUAGGAUGAAGAGCCCUCCACUGCCAGCUCAAGUUAGACUAGACAGUAUAGUGAGGUUCAGCUGCGUAGGAGUGGAAGACAAGGUGGUGCUGAUUCAAGUUAAUGGUUGCAUUGACGAUUUGUUGAGGAGGAGCGGAAGAAAUAUCAGAGGAUUAAGGGAAGGAUUGAUAUUGGUUUACGAUUCUAGCCGUGGAGAGUGGAGUAGGGGCCCGGAUCUGCCGGAAGUGAUUAGACGCGCCGCCUGUGUGACUGUGGAAUGCUGAGGGGGCGUAAUUUUGACUAAAUUGAGCCGAGAAAGCGGUGCAUGUUAGGGAAAGCUUGCAUUAUGGAGGCUAACUUGCGCAAAUAGAUGUCGUUUUGGUAGCAGACAACAAUGAUCAAUGUAACAUGUGUUUGAUUGCCAUUUACGAUAAAGAUAAAGCGAAGCCUCGGGGCACAUAUGGUCUGAUUUUUUUUUUUUUUUUUAAAUUAAAAAUGGUGUUGAUUGGUGUAUUUUAUUUUUUAAUUAUAUUUAUAAUAAUAAGAAAAGGAAAAGGGUCGGUGGGAAUCAUAGAUUUGUCCAAUUGGAUGGAGAGGUUGACCUCAUGCUCAUGUGCUCCUAUAAUUAGAGUCUUUAUUCACAUAUUAUAAUUAUGAGACGUUGGAUUCCUUUUUUGUUUUAAUUUGAAUUUAUAUGACUUUCUUUC
Molecule: messenger RNA, 2016 nt
Organism: Hevea brasiliensis (rubber tree)
Lineage: Eukaryota; Viridiplantae; Streptophyta; Magnoliopsida; Malpighiales; Euphorbiaceae
Product: F-box/kelch-repeat protein At5g26960
Exons: 1
Coding region: 325-1593 (422 amino acids)
Molecular function (GO): protein binding
Source: RefSeq, a predicted model, not a curated record